Molecule: messenger RNA, 4130 nt
Organism: Chelonia mydas (Green sea turtle)
Lineage: Eukaryota; Metazoa; Chordata; Testudines; Cheloniidae
Gene: POLR3D
Product: RNA polymerase III subunit D
Exons: 8
Coding region: 948-2153 (401 amino acids)
Biological process (GO): transcription by RNA polymerase III
Cellular component (GO): RNA polymerase III complex
Molecular function (GO): DNA binding
Source: RefSeq, a predicted model, not a curated record
CUUGCUAUGGGGGGUGUGCCUGGAAAUGAGAGUGGGUUCCCAGGCUCCUAUGGGGUGUGUGAGCCUGACAAUGAGUUGGGUGGUGUCAGAGCUCCCUAUGGGGGGUGCACACCUGGAGAUGGCAAUAUGGGGUUGAAGCCUGGGCGGGGGGAACGGUAGGGACUGCACGCCUGGAGACAGGUGGUGGGGUCUGAGCCCGAUAUGAGGGUGCCUGGAGAUGGGGGAGCCUUGAAGGCGAGGUGUCUGAGACCCCUGCUGGGGGAUGUUGAGUCCCUAUAGUGAGGGGCCUAAAGAAAGGGGGAACUCUCCCGCUGUGAUGAGGGUGAGUUCCCUUAUAACCUGGACUCUGGGUAAUUGAGCCUCUGUGUGUGGGGAGAAGUGAAGGGGUCAAUGCCCCCAUGUAAUGAGGGGGAUCUGACCCUGUACAGCAAAGGGUCCAGGUAGGAGGUGGGUGUGAGCCCUGAAAUAGUGAGGGCUGGGUAUGUGGGCCUUCUUUCUGAUCCCCUUUUGGGGAACUGGUCCUCAGUCCAGCAAAAGGCAGAUGACUUGCAGAAAAGAUCUCCCAGCUCGGGCUGUUGUCCUGUACUCAGUAUACCUUCCUUACCUGCAGGCCUCCCCGCCGUCCCCCUCCCCCCCACCUUCCGAAGGGCCCUUCAGUUAAUCAUGCCCCUGGUAUCUCAGGUCUAUUUUGUCCCCUGUGAUUUGUUAAUUUCUUGCCCUAGCAAUUAUCCUUAUUCCCUUUUCUCCCGAUCGCAACAAAUUCCUAUUCCUCUUCCUCCUCCUGACAGAGCUGUGUCUGGACAGAAAAGGAGUCGGCAUGGCUGUAGCACCACCUCCAUUCCUUCCGGCUCAGGAAAUGGGUUUCCAGGUGUCAGCUCUUUGGGUUGCUGGAAAUUUCAGCCGUGUUGUUCCCUCUGAUAUUUCUCUUCCCCAGAUAACUGGAAAGGAUGUCGGAGGGGAGUUCAGGCAACGACGCUGGAAACCCAGGCAGUCUCCGGCCUGGACUCGCUGGGGCACGAGGGCUGAUAGGGAGGAGACCUGCCACCCCCAUUACCCCCGGGCGCCUCCCCUCCAUCCGUUCCCGAGACCUUACCCUCGGAGGAGUAAAAAAGAAAACUUUCACCCCCAACAUAAUUAGCAGGAAGAUCAAAGAAGAGCCAAAAGAGGAUAUCUCCAUCAAGAAAGAGAAGAAAGAGAGAGAUCGGGAUCGGCAGAGAGAUGGCCAUGGACGAGGCAGGGGGAGGCCGGAGGUCAUUCAGUCCCACUCCAUCUUUGAGCAAGGCCCAGCAGAAAUGAUGAAGAAGAAGGGCACUUGGGAUAAGACCGUGGACAUGUCAGACUUUGGACCUUCCCACAUCAUCAACAUAAAGAAAGAGAAGAGGGAGACGGACGAGGAGACCAAGCAGAUCCUGCGUAUGCUGGAAAAGGAUGAUUUCCUUGAUGACCCACGCUUGAGGAAUGACAUCCGGAACAAGCCAGUUCAGCUGCCCCUGGCCCACUCAGGCUGGCUGUUCAAGGAGGAGGGCGAUGAUCAGGAAGAUAUGAAGCCUUUGGUCACCAGCACCAAGGAGGAGAUGAUGGAAGUGGAUUUGCCUUCAGUGAAAGUGAAAGAGGAGCCCCGCGAUGAGGAGGACUCCGAGGAGCCACUGGCGAUUGCCAAGCCAUCUCAGGCAAAGGCACCUCCCAGCUACCCGCAAGACAUCUCCGUGGCAGAGCUGCUGCAGAGUCUGAGCCUGACCAAGGAGGAGGAGCUGGUCUUCCUGCAGCUGCCGGACACCCUCCCUGGACAGCCGCCCACACAGGACACCAAGCCCAUCAAAACAGAGGUGCAGAAUGAGGAGGGGCAGAUGGUGAUGGUGAAGCAGGAGAAGAACCAGGAGGCCAAGCAGGCUGAGAACAUCUGCACCCUGGGGGACCUGCCAGAAGGGCAGGUGGGGAAGCUGCUGAUUCGCAAAUCAGGAAAGGUGCAGCUGGUUCUGGGCAAAGUGACUCUGGACGUGACCAUGGGGACCCCGUGCUCCUUUUUGCAGGAACUGGUAUCUGUGGGCACUGGAGAUGGCAGGACUGGAGAGAUGAUCAUCUUGGGACACGUGAAGCACAAGCUGGUGUGUUCCCCAGACUUUGAGUCCCUGCUGGAGCACAGGCAUCGAUAAGAGAAAGGAAAGAAGGAGCGGAGUUCUCCGUGGGAUUCUCCUCUCCUUUGUGGAGGUUCAGCCCAGAGGUGGGCUGCUCCUCUCGUCGGCCUGGGACUUCCAUCCCAGUUCAGGUCCCGAUCUGGCUACGGGAAGCAGGUGCAUGUCAGAGCAGGGUUUCCCACUGGGGCCGUGCAAUGCCCUCUGUGCCACUACUCUGCCUACGGGCAUCUUGCUCUUAGAAGCCUCCCAUCUGUUUUCUUUACUGGCUGUGCUCAGAGCGAGGGGAGUUGGGAGGGCUCCUCCCCUCCAGGUGUAGCUAUAAACAAGAAUUACGGGGGACAAAUGCACUCCUGUCCCCACUGGCACAAGUAUACAUAUGUUCCCACCCUGUGUCUAUAGAAAAGCUACAGUGACUCCAGCCUCUGCCUGUGGACCUAGCUCUGGACUUGAGACAACUGGGUUUCGGGUUUCAAGCACAGAUGAGGUGUGCCAUAGCCUUUUGGUACCAGUGAGGGAGAUUUCCUUCCCCACUCCUGACUGUGUACAAGCCUGCAGCAUCCUACCAUGUCCAUCUGCCUUGCAUUGCCAGAGUCCCUUCAUCCAGCCACCACCAUUGGGCUGAAGGAGGACUGGUCCAGCAGGCACGACAAAGCAACUCAAGCUGCUUCCCUCUGCUCCCUGUGGUUGAGUGAGCUGCCUGUGCCACCCUCCCAAGCCCUGCUGGGAAGAGCCCGGAAGCCAAGCCAGGGCCCCCAUCCUGGAGACUGUUAACCUUUCACCAGUGGUUUCCCUUUGGCCAGAGAUACAAAGUGAGCUGUUCCUGUGGGCUCUGAUCUGCCUGUCAACACCCAGAGUGAAUUUCUGCCUCCUUUGCUGUACAGCCUCUAUGUGUCUAUAGGAUGUUCGCACUGCAGUUAGACACCCACGGCUGGCCCAUGCUGGCUGACUCAGACUCUGUCUAAAGGGCUGUUUAAUUGCAAUGUAGACUUGCGGGCUUGGGCUGGAACCUGGGCUCUGGGACCCUCCUAUUCUCAGGGUCCCAGAGCCCAGGCUCCAGCUCGAGCCCGCAAGUCUACACUGCAAUUAAACAGCCCUACAACCUGAGUCAGCGGGCACAGGCCUGGCACAGGUUUUUAUUUGCAGUGUAGACAUACCCUGAGUCACUACUGCUCUUCAGGAGGGGUGUAUAGUCAUUCAGGGGCUUGCUUUCACAUCACCAAGUGAUUGCCCAGAGAGAGACACUGCCUCUCAUCUUUGCGUAAGUAUUCCUUUAAAAGGCUAGGCCCUGUGCCCAGUAAAUGUGUGAUAUGGCUUUGUGGGUGAAUCUCCCGCAUCUGUGAAGGUGAGAGUCCUGUUUGCCAAUGUCCGGAUAGCACUUUGAACUCCUAAAGUGCUGUCCACGUACGAAGCGUGUGUUGUUUAGAUUUUCCAGCCUGCACCGCUUGGAAGCCAUGGAAGAAUGUGCCAAUAACUUUACCAGCUGCUAGUCUUGUGUUUGGGAGUUCAAUAUUAAAAUGUGGCCUUGGUCCAAAAUGCAUUCAGCACCCUUCAAGCUCCCCCACCUGGCUGCUGACGAAACAAAAAGUUUCCAGUGCAUUCAUUUUAUUAUUGAGGCUGUAGAGAAACAGGAUGGCCAACACCACCUGGGUUUAAUGACCACUUAGGUUCUGGAGUACUCCACAGAAACCACCUAAUUCCACCUCUUCUGCUGAGUCUUCAGACACCCCUAACUCCUCCUCCGGUUUAUGUGAGCGGCUAAAGAUAGCUGUCUACCUCCCGCAGCCACUUGUGCCAGUGAAGUGGUUUGCCACUGGGGCAGUUGCUCUCGGAAGACCCAGCAGCUUGUCUGUGUGGGCUCUGUCUGGUGGAGCCAAUGGAAAGAGCAGCACUUGCUGCAGUGUGGUGUCAAGACUGCUGGAUUCUACGGGGAGCAUUGCCUGGGUUGCAUGUGGAAAUCAAAGUGGAAUAAAACUGCAUCCGUGUGCACAUGUGGUA